Molecule: messenger RNA, 1799 nt
Organism: Drosophila willistoni
Lineage: Eukaryota; Metazoa; Arthropoda; Insecta; Diptera; Drosophilidae
Gene: wash
Product: WASH complex subunit 1
Exons: 1
Coding region: 20-1558 (512 amino acids)
Biological process (GO): Arp2/3 complex-mediated actin nucleation; exocytosis; retrograde transport, endosome to Golgi
Cellular component (GO): WASH complex; early endosome; recycling endosome
Molecular function (GO): gamma-tubulin binding; alpha-tubulin binding
Source: RefSeq, a predicted model, not a curated record
UUGUUAAUGUUUAUAAGAAAUGGACGAAAGCAACACUUACCUACACAGUGCCUUCGAAGUGGCUAUCAUUCCGACGGAUCUCCAUCAUGAGGAGACGAUAAUCAAAGCAGCCCAGUCACUGGACUGUCUACACAAAACAAUCAAUUCAAUAUUUGAGAGAAUCGAUGCUCGGUUGGAAAGGAAUGGUGCCAAAGUACGGGAAAUAAACCUGCGAGUAAAACGGGCGCAGGAAAAAAUCGAUGCACAAUUGGUUGGCUCCAAAAGGGCCAUCAAAAUCUUCGCACCCGCCCGUUUCCCGGCCAGUGACGUUCUAGCAAAGAUUCCGGCCACCUUUCCUCAGGUGGCUCAAAAGCUAAUGACCGAACACCAGAAGCAGGAGCAGGCGCAGACAGAUUUCCGGCAAAGAUGCAGUGCUCCAUGCUCGGAUCUCAAGCCAGAUGAUGAGCUGGUCCUCUUCCAUGUAAGAGCUGAGGAGCAGUACGAACCGCCUUUGGUUAGUGAUCGGAAAAUGACCAAUCGCUCUUCCGGCCUGGGUGAUUUGCCCUUAGCCGGGGUCAAAUCUGUGUCGUCUUUGUUGAGGUUUAAUACAAAUGAGUUUGCUUACGGAGAGGAUUUGAAUGCGUGGAAGCGGUGUCUGCCUCCGCAAAUUCAGAAGCGCGGAGGAACCCAUUUAAAGAAGCCAUUGGCGACGGGAGAGCAACUUCUGGCACCGGCCCCACACUCUUUGCAUUAUGGAGCCACAAAAUUAGUUACACCGUCAGGAGAUUUGCGUUAUACACCGAUGGCUCAGGCUGCUCCGGCUAUUGACGUGCCGCUGGAUUUGCCUGACUUACCGGGAAUAGCCAAGGAUUUGCAGUAUGAACCGGUUGAAGAACCAGCGCGGAUUGCCCCAUCCGAGCAGUUUAACGAUCUCCCAGAUUUGCCGGGCUUAAGUGAUGUGGAAGAGGAAAUUACAGUGCAAGCAGUUGCAGCUCAGAUGCACAUUCCUAUCCCUAUUAAGAGAACGUCGGGAUCUAUGUCAACUAGUCCACCUCCUCCGCCACCACCACCACCGCCGCCACCUCCACCCCCGCCGCCAAUGUCAGAUUUGUCAAAAAGGCGAAACUCUCAAUCACUACCGCCUUUACCCACAAGUGGCGCGAUUAAACCCCUUUCACCAUCACCUGAAACGCCGCUCAUCAUGCCCAGUACACUUCCACCUGCUGCAUCGCCUAAUCCACGUUCCGAACUGAUGGAAGCCAUAAGAAACGCUGGUGGAGCACUUGGUGGCCGUCUACGCUCUUCAGCAGCUGCUCCGCUGGAUGUGGUUGAUACAACCAGACACAAAGCUGGAUCAGCUGCUGUAACUGGCGAUCUCAUGGCUGACUUGCAUAACAAGCUUAUGCAGAGGCGCAAGGGAAUCUCGGGCAGUCAAAAUCCCAAUGAUGCAAACCUUGCCAGUGGUAAUCCCAUGAUGGUUCAGUUAUCCCGCGUCAUACCUCCGCCCGUGCAACCACGGAAAAAUUCUAACACAAACUCCCAGUCCAGCGAGGAUGACGACGACGCCUGGUCAGAAUAGGAAGACCACAGGGGGAGAAAUAUAGCCUUAUGUUCUGCUCAUGAUGUGCCUUGCAUGGCUUUAAGCACUUAGCCAAAUUUACUUUUAUUAUGCUACUCAACGACCCGCAAAGCGAGCAUUCAAAAUUAUUCAAAAGUUUAAAUAAAUCAACGAAAAAGAAAAAAGUCGAAAGUGUAAUAUGUACAUAUGUUAUCUACGCGUGUAAAAAACUAUCAAAUCAGCUGUUUUUUUGGUUAUUUGA